Messenger RNA from Pundamilia nyererei, 3847 nucleotides. RefSeq names its product leucine-rich repeat and fibronectin type-III domain-containing protein 2. The record is from RefSeq and is a predicted model, not a curated record. Gene Ontology annotation, molecular function: protein binding. Gene Ontology annotation, cellular component: cell surface; postsynaptic density membrane. The coding region runs from base 1007 to 3364 and encodes 785 amino acids. The transcript is spliced from 5 exons. NCBI's taxonomy places the organism in Eukaryota, Metazoa, Chordata, Actinopteri, Cichliformes, Cichlidae.
GUGGCUAUUUACGCGCAAUUAUCGCUACAAACUCGCUACAGUGGGUGUUUGCAUACAUGCACUGCACGUCUGGGUGACCUGCCUGUCUCUGCCCCCCUCUCCCCCACCCACCGCCUGUCCAUUGGGCUCCGUGAUACUUCAUGGUGUUUGUGCCAUCUAGGGUUAUCCGCCGCUCCAUUGCAGUCUUUCUGGCGCAGAUUUCGCGUCUCGCCAUCUGCUCACUCUUGGACUAACUAAUAACUUCCGAAUCACUGAAAACAAACAAGAAAGUUUUCUUCUGGACUUACGGCCUUUACUUCGUUUUAAAAGGAGACAUUCUUUCUGCUUGGAUAAGUGUUUAGGAACAAAAGAGAAGCAACCGAUUCCAAGGACGUGAACACUAGUAAUUACUGCACCGCGGGGGGGGAAAAAUAGACAAACGCCUAUGCCAUGUAGCUGCACUCUCACAUGGAAAUAUGCAGACGAGCCCACACAGCAGCGAGCUAGUUAUUUUUACUUAAAGGGAAAAACUACAAAAAAUGCUGUGAAGCUCUGUGUCGCAGCUUGGCUCCCGGCAAAAGCGCAGGUUUUUCCAGAGCAUCUGCUGGUGGGGGGAAAAAUUGUCAGGAGCGAGAGAAGAAGCGAUAUGCGGCUGGUCGGGCAGUUGCUUUUGCAGUUCCUCUUCUGGAAUUAGUGCAUGAAUGGGAAGGGAGCGGCUUUAGACUCGAAGCAGGAAAAAAAAGAGUGUACCGUUUAAAGCUCGCGGCGGCACAUAAUGGAUACUUUCCUGCCCUUAAAGGUCACCUAACAGACUCAACAGAUGUGAUUGAGAACCACAUAGAAGAGUGGUUGUAUGAAUAAAGAUGAAUCAAUAUGAGUUUGGAUACCUGACCUGACCACACAACAGAUGCUUUUACUGCUAAUUCUUCACCUUGCACUUUGAGUGUGAAUGUGUGGCCUUGAGAUAUUUCCAAGGGACCAUAUGGCAAAAUACCGCACAAUAUAGGUCCUCGUUGCAUAAGCUAACAUGGACAAAGUGGUCAUCAGUCUCCUGUUCCUGGGAACUGCAGUUACGAUGGUCCAUGCAUGUCCCAAAUACUGUGUCUGCCAGAACUUGUCAGAGUCCUUGGGGACUUUAUGCCCCUCCAAAGGUUUGCUCUUUGUUCCACCAGACAUUGACCGGCGAACUGUGGAGCUCCGGCUGGGUGGCAACUUCAUCCUAAAGAUCUCCACCCUGGACUUUGCCAAUAUGACAGGUCUGGUGGAUCUCACUUUGUCCCGGAACACCAUCAGCGACAUCCAGCCUUUCUCAUUUAUUGACCUGGAGACAUUAAGAUCGUUACACAUGGAUAGUAACCGGUUGACUGAACUGGGACCAGAUGACCUCCGAGGACUGGUUAACCUGCAACACCUGAUCCUCAACAACAAUCAAUUGAGCCGUAUCUCUAAAGUAGCCUUUGAUGACUUGUUACUGACACUGGAGGAUCUUGAUCUGUCAUAUAACAACUUGCGCACUGUGCCUUGGGAGGCCAUCCGAAAGAUGGUUAACCUCCAUCAAAUGAGUCUGGACCAUAACCUCAUCUCCUUCAUUGCUGAGGGAACCUUUACAGAUCUCGACAAACUGGCACGCUUGGACCUCACCUCUAAUCGUCUUCAGAAGCUCCCUCCAGAUCCUAUCUUUGCACGUUCCCAGAGCAAUGUGGUGAUGAGCACACCAUAUGCACCCCUGCUCUCACUAAGUUUUGGUGGAAACCCUUUGCACUGCAAUUGUGAAGUGCUUUGGCUUCGGAGACUGGAACGGGAGGACGAUAUGGAAACCUGUGCUUCUCCUGCCAGUCUAAAGGGACGCUACUUUUGGUCUGUUCGUGAGGAGGAAUUUGUGUGUGAGCCCCCUCUGAUCACACAACAUACACACAAAUUGCUCGUGCUCGAGGGACAGACAGCUAGCUUGCGCUGCAAAGCUGUUGGCGAUCCAAUGCCAACUGUGCAUUGGGUUGCUCCUGAUGACCGUUUGAUUAGCAACUCCUCCAGAGCAACUGUAUAUGAAAAUGGGACUCUGGAUAUAACAGUCACCACAUCUAAGGACUACGGUACAUUCACCUGCAUUGCUGCUAAUGCUGCAGGAGAAUCUACAGCGUCCAUUGAACUAUCAAUCAUUCAACUCCCCCAUCUGAGUAAUGGUACAAGCCGUACCACCCAGAACAAGUCAGGCCUGUCAGACAUAACAAGCUCUACUAAGAUCAGUAAAGGGGAGCCUAAAACUCUUCCAGAGAAGGUGGUGUCUGUAUCAGAAGUGACCGCUGUUUCUGCUCUGGUCAAGUGGAGUGUUAGCAAAGCAACUCCAAAGGUCAAAAUGUAUCAGCUUCAGUACAAUUGUUCUGAAGAUGAAGUCCUCAUUUACAGAAUGAUUCCCAUGACUAACAGGGCCUUUGUACUCACUAAUCUGGUCCCAGGGAUGCAGUAUGACCUGUGUGUCUUGGCCAUUUGGGAUGAUACUGCUACGACUCUCACUGCCACCAAUAUUGUAGGCUGUGUCCAAUUUGUCACCACUGAGGAUUACCCACAGUGUCAGUCUAUUCACAGUGGCUUCAUGGGUGGCACUAUGAUCCUGGUCAUCGGUGGCAUCAUCGUGGCCACACUGCUGGUUUUCAUCAUUAUCCUCAUGGUUCGCUAUAAGGUGACGAGUGGGAUCCAGACUAAUAAACUGCCCACUGUGAGUAACACAUACUCUCAGACGAACGGAGGAAUGAACAGGUUCAACGGUGCCCCACCACAGGUCAAAUCUACAGUGGUGGUCAUGCGUGAGGAAAUGGUAGAAUUCAAGUGUGGAUCGCUCCAGAGCAGUCUCUCUUCAUCCUCCUCCUCUUCUAACUCGUUAGACAGCCAAACAGCAAGAGGGGCUGGUGACCGCUACAGCAUGCAAAGCAGUGAGUGCACCACCCUGCCCAGCAACAAGUUCAGGAGGCAUGGCCCCAAAGCACGCCCAAACUUGGACCACCUUUUAGGGGCCUUCACCUCACUGGAGCUGCGAGGGGCAGGGAGAGACGGCGCAGGGACUUCUGGACCCUCCACCAGUUCCAAUGCUAUGGCAGUGGCUGUGGCACCACCAUCUGAUAAAGAACCAUUGCUUGGAAGGGCAGAGUCCACAACCAUGCUCGGACGCAUCCUAGGGCUCCCCCAGGAGGGUAAACCAAAGAGGAGCCAUUCGUUUGAUAUGGGUCACGUAGGGGCCACACAGAGUCGCAGCAGCUACCCACGCAGGAUCAGUAAUAUCUGGACUAAACGCAGUCUGUCUGUUAAUGGCAUGCUGCUGCAGUAUGAUGACAGUGAGGAUGAGAAGCCCAGUUUUGAGAGCUCUGAGUGGGUAAUGGAGAGCACGGUUUGAAGACCAUAGAGACCACAUGUGAGAUUCAUGACCAAACAAUAAAUCUAUAUGAGAAUAAAAGAAACAUGAGUGAAAAGUGAAGGAUAUCCCAAAGGGAAACUAUCUUCUGCAUGAAGCUAACCCAAGUGAUAAUAUAAGACACUCAAAUCAAUAGAUUCCUGGUCAUGAUCUCAUCUCUGACAGUGUCAAACUGUAUUUGAAAAAUGUCCCCAUUUUAAAACAACUGCAGAAAUGGCCCACAAGGAAUAUUUCCCAAACCACAGGGUACAUGAGAUUAUCCCUGAGGGGAGAAAGGGGAAAGAAAGACAAGAAAUUCUAAGUGGAUUUACUAUGUCUUUAUUAAAACAACUGAAUACCAAGAGGAUUUGCCUCGAUUGUGGUGAAGUGGAUCACAAUGUCAUGGACCCUCAGCAUGAAAUGGGACUACUGCAACAGUAGAAAGACCAGAGGAGCUAGUAGAAAAUUAAAACAAAGUCAUUUUUA